Xylaria bambusicola is the source of this 2042-nucleotide messenger RNA. RefSeq names its product phosphotransferase enzyme family-domain-containing protein. The record is from RefSeq and is a predicted model, not a curated record. The transcript has a single exon. The coding region runs from base 612 to 2006 and encodes 464 amino acids. Lineage: Eukaryota; Fungi; Ascomycota; Sordariomycetes; Xylariales; Xylariaceae.
CCCUAGUUCUAUGGCUCUGUAUGGAGAGUUGCCUCGCCGCAUAACGAUACGAUAAUGUACAGAAAUUUGAACAUGGUUGUGAUCAUUACCUAGACCACUCCCAGAAAGCUACUUAGCCCCCAGUAGAGGUUGUGGUACAAGGCGGAACGAGCGAUAAGAAAGCGCCGACCUGUUGAAUAAGGUGGCGGGCAGGGAGACGGCAUGAUUGUGUGAUUGGGUAGAAUCUGAUUGUCUAGCCUAGAGCACCAUGCCACUCUCACGUUCCUCGUAGGUAGGGCCUCGCUGCAGAUGACAGCGCGUCGGCUGGAGCAACCAUAGCAAUCUUCGCAGGCUGCACCAACCUCGACCGAUUAAACUCCAAGUUGAAUAGGUAUAGCCACUUUAUCUCGCUAUGUUUUAACGGCGUAAUUGCAUUUCCCCCGUGCCUAUUCUAAGUGAUACAUGUUGGAAAGGGCGCAUAAGGCCCCACCAUCACCUGCUUCACAUGUAACUUGGUGUGCGACUGUGAAGGACACACACACAAAUUACCAAGAGAACCAUCAUCUCUUCUUCGCCCUUCUUAACUUCGCCGCUCUCCAUCGCGCUGAAGGCCUUUGUAUGAGCUCCAGACUAUGCUCAACAUGGCUCACGAAAGCCAAGAUGGCUUGGAAUGGGAACACACAUUGUUUAACAUCAUACCACACUGGACACGAGAACCUUCAAUCUCAGCCAUCGAAAAGGUGUCUCGCCAAGAGCUGGAGAUACCGCCCGAGGACCCUUGCCAUGUCUCCUUCUACGCAUCGGGCGCGUUCAAUAAACUUUAUCGGGUUGACUACGCUGGUCAGUCCUCGCUCAUGAGGGUCACUCUACCUGUUUAUCCUCACCAUAAGACACAUGGCGAGGUGACCACCCUGCGAUGGUUGGGAGAUAACACUUCCGUGCCCGUCCCAAAAGUCCUUGCCUUUGAUGACUCCAGAGACAACGAGAUCGGGUUCGAGUGGAUUUUGAUGGAGCUCAUGCCUGGUUUGUCGGCCUACCAGAGAUGGCGGAUGAUGACGAUGGAGCAGAAACAGCUCAUGGUGAAACGGAUGGCCGAAAUUCAAGCGGAACUUUUCUACUACGGCAAACUAUACCUCGCAUUUAAGGACAUAGGGACUCUUCAUACACACACAGCAGAGGAAGUGGCCGACAUGCCGACAGCAGUUACUCCCGGUACCAUUGUCGCACAUGAAUUUUUCAUAGGGGAUCGCGUUAAAUACGAUGUUCCGCGAGGCCCUUUCCAUUCUAGCCACGACUGGCUUGAGUCACUGCUGAAAGUUGUUAUUCUUGAGCAAAAAGCAGCGUUUGAGAAGGCAGAAGAUGAUGAAGAUAGGGAAGGUGCUGAGGAGGUUAUAGCCACGGCUCGCCGCUUGCUAUCUAUCUUCCCCAGGAUCUUCCCCGAGGCCCAGGAGAUAGCCGCACAGCCGACUGUUCUCUGGCAUGACGAUUUGAACUUGCGCAACAUCUUAGUAGACGAGAAGGGAGACAUCACAGCCAUUGUGGACUGGGAAUGCGUUACAACAGUCCCCGUUUGGAUGACUGCCAAUAUGCCCAAAUUCCUUCAAGGGACAAGUCGCUCAGAAGAACCAACACGCAACUGGUACGCCGACGAGACACCCUCAGAGCUUGCAGCUUCGGUAAACGGCGAUGAUCCACUUCAGCUCGACAAUGAAGGCAAAUGCUCGUCCUACUGGAGGCAUAGAAUGGAGUACGAGGUGACACAGUUGCGUGAAGUAUACAAGAAGCGCUUGACGGAACUCUGGCCCGAAUGGCCUUCACAGAAUGACACUGUCAAGGCCAACUUUUAUGAGGUUGUCAUACAAUGCAGCGAUGGGUUAUUCACGAGGAUGAUCAAUAAGUGGAUUGACCGUUUCGAGAGCGGGAAGAUGAUUGGAUGGGAUGAGCUGUUGGAGGAAGUACAGCAGCCAGUUAUUUAUGGCCAGGAGUCUUCAGAGCCUCAGCCCGACAGUGCCUUGGACGCGAAUUAGGUUCCGUAGCUCAACUACAGGACUGCUUUCCAAAAG